Messenger RNA from Hippoglossus stenolepis (Pacific halibut), 3456 nucleotides. It is a transcript of the gene enc3, whose product is annotated as ectodermal-neural cortex 3. Gene Ontology annotation, molecular function: protein binding. The transcript is spliced from 4 exons. NCBI's taxonomy places the organism in Eukaryota, Metazoa, Chordata, Actinopteri, Pleuronectiformes, Pleuronectidae. Bases 281 to 2047 code for a protein of 588 amino acids. The record is from RefSeq and is a predicted model, not a curated record.
CAGUGUCUCAGCUCGGUGCUCGUCUGCAGCUGCGUGGCUUCGCGACGACAAACACACAACAACUUUCUUACACUCUUUUCCUGUCUUCUGCCGUUAAAGAUAGAAGGAACCCAUGGCUCCACCGUUUCCCGCCGCUUCAGGACGCGAUGCGGACUUCAAACUCGGAGUGCGGAUUUAGUCUAAACUGAGCCACAACUUCAAACAAGAACCGGAGGACGGCGGAACAAGUUGAGACCGAGAUAAAGGAACCCGGAUCGGCCCUGCUCCCGUCGAGGUCAAGAUGUCUGUCAGUAACCACGAAAACAGAAAGUCUCGCUCUAGUUCCGGCUCCAUGAAUAUCCAACUCUUCCACAAGACAACCCAUGCGGACAGCCUGUUAACUCAACUCAACCUGCUGCGAAAACGAAAAGUCUUCACAGAUGUUGUCCUGAAGGCCGGAAACCGAUCCUUCCCCUGUCACCGGGCUGUCCUGGCCUCAUGUAGCCGUUACUUUGAGGCCAUGUUCAGCGGCGGGCUCAGGGAGAGUCGUGACGCUGAAGUCAACUUCCAUGACUCUCUCCAUCCAGAGGUGCUGGAGCUCUUGCUCGACUACGCCUACUCGGCCCGAAUCAUUAUCAACGAGGAAAAUGCAGAAUCGCUACUAGAAGCCGGAGACAUGCUUCAGUUCCAUGACAUUAGAGACGCAGCGGCAGACUUUCUAGAAAAGAACCUCGACCAGUCAAACUGUUUGGGGAUGAUGCUGCUGUCAGAUGCACAUCAGUGCCAGAGACUGUAUGAGCUGUCAUGGAGGAUGUGCUUGGCAGACUUUGCGACCCUCUUCAAGACAGAGGACUUCCUCAGCCUGCCCAGAGACAAAGUCCAGGAGCUAAUCCUCAGUGAGGAACUGGAGGUGGAGGAUGAGUGCCUGGUGUAUGAGGCUGUCAUCGACUGGGUUAAGGCGGACAUGGAGCGGAGGCACAGUGAGCUGCCCGAGCUGCUGCGCUGUGUCCGCUUGGCACUGCUCCCUGAAACGUAUCUGCUGAAGAAUGUCGCUUCAGAGGAGCUGGUCAUGUGCCACAAAGUGGGUCGGGAGAUUGUUGAAGAUGCCGUACAGUGUAAGAUGAGGAUCCUCCAGAACGAUGGCAUUGUAACAGGGUUCUGUGCUCGGCCAAGAAAGGUCAGUCAGGCCCUGCUGCUACUGGGAGGUCAGACUUUCAUGUGCGAUAAAGUCUACAUGAUCGACAACAAGACCAAGGAGAUCACACCCAAAACAGACAUCCCCAGCCCUAGGAAAGAAUGCAGUGCCUGUGCUAUUGGUUGCAAGGUUUAUGUUACUGGAGGACGUGGCUCUGAAAACGGGGCUUCCAAAGAUGUCUGGGUCUACGACACAUUGCACGACGAGUGGUCCAAAGCGUCCCCCAUGUUGGUAGCCAGAUUUGGACAUGGUUCUGCAGAGCUUGACCACAUACUGUAUGUUGUGGGAGGACACACGUCUCUUGCGGGAUCCUUUCCUGCCUCUCCGUCUGUCUCACUCAAACAGGUGGAGCAAUAUGACCCUCAGACCAACAAAUGGACUCUAGUGGCUCCGCUCAGAGAAGGUGUAAGCAAUGCUGCCGUUGUUGGUGCCAAAAACAAACUCUUUGCCUUUGGGGGCACCAGUGUCAACAGAGACAAGUAUCCUAAGGUUCAAUGCUUUGACCCUUGUCAGAACCGUUGGUCUGUACCGGCCUCCUGUCCACAGCUGUGGCGAUAUACAGCUGCAGCUGUAGUUGGUAACCACAUUGUAGUGAUCGGUGGUGACACUGAAUUCUCAGCCAGCUCCGCUUACAGAUUCAAUAGCGAGACGUAUCAGUGGUCAAAGUUUGGCGAUGUGACAACCAAACGGAUCAGCUGCCACGCAGUGGCGUCAGGAAACAGACUAUAUGUGGUCGGGGGAUACGGGGCUCAAAGAUGUAAGACACUCGACUGUUACGAUCCAUCAUCAGACUCUUGGGACAGUGUGACGAGUGUGCCCUACUCGCUCAUUCCCACCGCCUUCGUCAGCACGUGGAAGUACCUCUCAGCAUAGCAGCACACACUGUCUGAGGUUUCUACGAUCGGCCGUGGUGUCUGGUAUGUUGGCUGCAGAGAGCAGGAGGAGGAGGAAGGGUUUGUGUAUUCCUGCCCUGGCUCCAUCCAGGCUGAUUCGCAUUAUCUUCAUCUGCAGAGGAGUGAAAGCCCCGAGUCCUGGAAACAGCCCAGCGACUGGAAGUCUGCGGCCUCUUUUCCACCUGAUCUGUUUACUCGUCGCUCUUGUGUAACUUUCCCAUGUAGCCACGAGCUUGAGCUGGACUCGUCGCCAUGUAUAAGAAGCAUAGACGUUCUCUUUCCACCGCUUGGCUCAAAUAAGCUACUGUGACUGUUUCAGCCCGACACUGUUACAACCCACUCCAUCAUCGGAACCUGUAUCAUCUCGCCUGUAGAUUUGCAGUUUAACAGACUCUGACGUGGCUUUGUUUUACAGUGAACUAAAACAGAAACUCAGCUGUCUUUUGUUGUGGUUCCUCUCUUCUCCUGACACUGGGCAUUUCCUCAGGUGUAAUUUAUUUAGACUGCUGAUGGACUGAGUUAGACCUUGAGCUCUGCCGGGCGUUUGGGGGAUCUAGAGAAGACAUUUGGUGAAGUGUAUGAUUUUUGUGCACAGAAACGAUCUUCCGGUCUGUAUUUUUAGACGUUGGACUCGGGCUUCCCUCAAAUUUGGCGAGCUAAAUUUGUAUCUUCCUCCUCGACUCAAAAUACAAGCUCGCAAGAGAGAAUGUGGCCCAUUACGGCCGUAGAAGACACUUUUCUGUUUCGAGAUGUCAAGCUAUGGUUUUUGUGAUUCUUAUUUGUUUUGUCUCAGGGUUAUGUAUAGUUUGCCUGUAUUCGUUCAAGGAAGGGUAACCUUUUUGUUUCAUGUCUUUUCUGUUCUGAAUGUUUGUUUUGUGAAUGUUCUAGUUUUGUUAUAAACAUUUUUACUGAACGCUCUCAUUUUAAAAAAACAUUCUGAGAACGCAUGAUGACGCUUGAUAGCAGUGGUCAUGUGUAAAACAUAAAUAUUUGCCAAAACUCAAAUAGCGUAUUAUUACUUUGGAAAUGCUAAGUGUUUCCAGACUUGUUAACUUUGUAGUUCUAAUAUGAGUAUCAUUAAUGGAAGUAUUUUUGUGUGUAUAGUUUGUAUAUUUGCCUUGUAAUUAAUUUGUAGAAACCUUUGAUUUGCACAGUUUGUACAAAGAAAUCUAUAAUUGGUCUUAAUUUUUGUAUCUUUGUCUUAACCCCGAUUGGGUAGAGUGUGAAUAAUCAAAGCCUUUUUUGUAGCAGCAGUUAUUUCUCUCUUAGCAAAACUCAUUCGUGUGCAUUUUUCCGAUAUAUCACAUAUAACUGAUAUAUGAAGCUCUUACUGAAACACCAUCUGUUACUUCAUGUUCUACCGUCAAUAAAAUGUCAUCUUGUUGAAAA